Molecule: messenger RNA, 498 nt
Organism: Vitis vinifera (wine grape)
Lineage: Eukaryota; Viridiplantae; Streptophyta; Magnoliopsida; Vitales; Vitaceae
Product: probable disease resistance RPP8-like protein 2
Exons: 2
Coding region: 77-316 (79 amino acids)
Source: RefSeq, a predicted model, not a curated record
CAUUUGCCCCUUUUUCUUCAUAUGUCUUUUGUUCAAAUAUGAGCCACAUACUACAACAAAGUUGGAUAAAGGUGCAAUGCCUAGUCUCAAGAGUUUAUGGAUUGAAGGCUGCAAUUCAUUGAAAGUGGUUCCUAAAGGACUGAUGUACGUCACCACGCUUCAAGUAUUGGAGAUUCGCUACAUGUCUGAAGAAUUGGUAGAGAGGCUUCAAGUGCUAAAUGGAAAAGAAGGGGAGGAUUUCUACAAAGUUCAGCAUGUGCCUUCCAUCUUAUUCCAUAAUGUAUUGGAUGAUCGGAGAAGUAUGGGCAACCACUGAGGAAGAACUUGUUCAUACAUUCUAUCCAAGGGGCGUAGUAGAUGGAAAGCAAUGCUAAUGGGAGUUAUUUGCUUGUAAGCAAGUAGCACAAUAGGAGCAUGGGUACGUAUAGUCCUCCACCUUUCACUAGCUCACCUCAUAUAUAUAUCCUAGUUGCUACCAUUUGAACUACCACCAUUGGA